GCUCUCAGACGGGCCAGCUGACCGGGCUUUGGGGCGCGUGCCCUGAGGCGCGGGGCGCUAGUGCAGCGAUGCGGGGCCUCCCCGGGGCCCCGUCCCCCGGGCUGGGGACACGCCGAAUGUGACCGUAUCCCGUUCUCUCAGCCACUGCCGCCGCUGCACGUCAGGACCCGGCGCGGCCGGGCUCCCUCAGGCUUUGUCUUUCUGUUCCAGGCUUCCCCCACCCCAGCCAUUGUUCAGCUUUAGCCUGUGAUAACCACUUUGCUAUGAUAGCCGUGUGGCAGUUGUGCCAUUAGCUUCCCACUGCACCUGUACAGAGUAGAAGGCUUUUUUUUUUUUCAACUGUAAGCCUGACCUACUUGGCCAUCUGCUGACUUCUCUAGUGCCCUUGUAUAGCCUGAAUGUCAUCAUUUUUUAGGGUUUAAAUAUUGUUUCAACUGCAUCAAUGGAGCACAUACAGGGAGCUUGGAAGACGAUCAGCAAUGGUUUUGGACUCAAAGACGCGGUGUUUGAUGGCUCUAGCUGCAUCUCCCCUACAAUUGUUCAGCAGUUUGGCUAUCAGCGCCGGGCCUCAGAUGAUGGCAAACUCACGGAUUCUUCUAAGACAAGCAAUACUAUCCGAGUUUUCUUGCCGAAUAAGCAGAGGACGGUGGUCAAUGUGCGUAAUGGAAUGAGCUUGCAUGACUGCCUUAUGAAAGCUCUCAAGGUGAGAGGCCUGCAGCCGGAGUGCUGUGCAGUGUUCAGGCUUCUCCAGGAACACAAAGGUAAGAAAGCACGCUUAGAUUGGAACACCGAUGCUGCCUCUCUGAUUGGAGAAGAACUGCAGGUGGAUUUCUUGGAUCAUGUUCCACUCACAACUCACAACUUUGCUCGGAAAACGUUCCUGAAGCUUGCAUUCUGUGACAUCUGUCAGAAGUUCCUGCUAAAUGGAUUUCGAUGUCAGACUUGUGGCUACAAGUUUCACGAGCACUGUAGCACCAAAGUACCUACUAUGUGUGUGGACUGGAGUAAUAUCAGACAGCUCUUGCUGUUCCCAAAUUCCAAUGUUGGUGAUAGUGGAGUCCCAGCACUACCUCCCUUGACAGUGCGUCGGAUGCGAGAGUCUGUGUCCCGAAUGCCUGCUAGUUCCCAGCACAGAUACUCCACACCCCAUGCCUUCACUUUCAACACCUCCAGCCCUUCCUCUGAAGGUUCCCUGUCCCAGAGGCAGAGGUCAACGUCCACUCCCAAUGUCCAUAUGGUCAGCACCACCCUGCCUGUGGACAGCAGGAUGAUUGAGAAUAACAGCCUGAAUGCUUCUCCCAGGGCGUGCUCCAGACGAUUUUGUCUGAGGGGAAGAGAUGCCAUUCGGAGUCACAGUGAAUCAGCCUCACCAUCAGCCCUGUCUAGCAGCCCCAACAACCUGAGCCCGACAGGCUGGUCACAGCCCAAAACCCCUGUGCCAGCACAAAGAGAGCGGGCACCAGGAGGAUCUGGGACCCAGGAAAAAAACAAAAUUAGGCCUCGUGGACAGAGAGAUUCAAGCUAUUAUUGGGAAAUAGAAGCCAGUGAGGUGAUGCUGUCCACUCGGAUUGGGUCGGGCUCCUUUGGCACUGUGUACAAGGGCAAGUGGCACGGAGAUGUUGCAGUAAAAAUCCUAAAGGUGGUUGACCCAACCCCAGAGCAGCUCCAGGCCUUCAGGAACGAGGUGGCUGUCUUGCGCAAAACACGGCAUGUUAAUAUUCUGCUGUUCAUGGGGUACAUGACAAAGGACAACCUGGCGAUCGUGACCCAGUGGUGUGAGGGCAGCAGUCUCUAUAAACACCUGCAUGUCCAGGAGACCAAAUUCCAGAUGUUCCAGCUAAUUGACAUUGCCCGACAGACAGCUCAGGGAAUGGACUAUUUGCAUGCAAAGAAUAUCAUCCACAGAGACAUGAAAUCCAACAAUAUAUUUCUCCAUGAAGGACUCACGGUGAAAAUUGGAGAUUUUGGUUUGGCGACAGUGAAGUCACGCUGGAGUGGUUCUCAGCAGGUUGAACAGCCCACUGGCUCUGUGCUGUGGAUGGCUCCAGAAGUAAUCAGAAUGCAAGAUAACAACCCGUUCAGCUUCCAGUCUGACGUCUACUCCUAUGGCAUUGUGCUGUACGAGCUGAUGACUGGGGAGCUUCCCUACUCCCACAUCAACAACCGAGACCAGAUCAUCUUCAUGGUGGGCCGUGGAUAUGCCUCUCCAGAUCUUAGCAGGCUCUACAAGAACUGUCCCAAGGCAAUGAAGAGGUUGGUGGCCGACUGUGUGAAGAAAGUAAAAGAAGAGAGGCCUCUGUUUCCCCAGAUCCUGUCUUCCAUCGAGCUGCUUCAGCACUCUCUGCCAAAAAUCAACAGGAGCGCCUCUGAGCCUUCCCUGCAUCGGGCAGCCCACACCGAGGACAUCAAUGCUUGCACGCUGACCACAUCCCCGAGGCUACCAGUCUUCUAGCU
Messenger RNA from Acomys russatus (golden spiny mouse), 2454 nucleotides. RefSeq names its product Raf-1 proto-oncogene, serine/threonine kinase (gene Raf1). The transcript is spliced from 19 exons. Bases 443 to 2452 code for a protein of 669 amino acids. NCBI's taxonomy places the organism in Eukaryota, Metazoa, Chordata, Mammalia, Rodentia, Muridae. Gene Ontology annotation, cellular component: mitochondrion; plasma membrane; cytosol. The record is from RefSeq and is a predicted model, not a curated record. Gene Ontology annotation, biological process: signal transduction; protein phosphorylation. Gene Ontology annotation, molecular function: protein kinase activity; ATP binding.